AUGAGGAGGCGACGGUGGCCGCCCCUCGCCGCCGCGUGCCUCAUCGCGCUCGUCGUGCUCCUGGCCGCCGUCCACGGCGGCGGCGCCAGCGCGUCAAUGCCCGCGGACCGCCGCUCGGGGGCGAGCAUUCGCAGCCGCGCGCGUGUCGCCGCCUUCGACACCACCAUCGCGCGGUGCAAGAAGCAGGGGAAGAGUGCUGGCCCGGCCUGCGCGAGGCUGCCCGGCGGCGGCGGCGACGACGACGACAAGCGGGUCGUGCCGACCGGCUCCAACCCCUUGCACAACCGAUGA
Messenger RNA from Miscanthus lutarioriparius, 291 nucleotides. Lineage: Eukaryota; Viridiplantae; Streptophyta; Magnoliopsida; Poales; Poaceae. The record is from the annotation of a GenBank genome assembly.